Ricinus communis (castor bean) is the source of this 2117-nucleotide messenger RNA. Its product is annotated as transcription termination factor MTERF4, chloroplastic. Gene Ontology annotation, molecular function: double-stranded DNA binding. Lineage: Eukaryota; Viridiplantae; Streptophyta; Magnoliopsida; Malpighiales; Euphorbiaceae. Gene Ontology annotation, biological process: regulation of DNA-templated transcription. The coding region runs from base 265 to 1839 and encodes 524 amino acids. The record is from RefSeq and is a predicted model, not a curated record. The transcript has 3 exons.
CCCAAGUUUUAAAAGAAUUUCUGAUUUCUGUGAUAUUAUCACUUUUUUUUUUUUUUUUUUUCUUUCGUCGAGAACGAUACUGGGAAUUUGAAGAACCCGGAGGCAUAUCUUACUUCGAACAAAUUUCGUGUGCAGUGGGAUCAAUGUUACUUUGCCUUGCUCAAUUUUGGACUUUGGUUACAAUAUUUCUACAUUGCCUAGGGAGGAGGAUCGGUUUGCAUAUCAUAAUCUUCCAGCUUCCAUCUCUGUGCAGAUAAGCAACAUAUGCUGAAGAUGGGAAGCUAUGCUGGCAUUACCAGACCCAGUUUUUUGCUUGUACAUUCAGAUUUACCCAUUCUUAUAUAUGGUAAACCAAAGUUAAAAUCUGUGCUACCUCUUGGCAUUCCUAGGGACAACACAAGGAGGAUGAGCUUGAUUACGAAAAUUCGGUGUUCAAUUGCUGAGAGAACAUUCAAAUCAAGUUCUACAGAUUCAUCUACGCCCAAAAUGAAAAAUGUUCGUUUGGGUCGGAAGCAAAGAGGUUCCUCAUCCCUAUAUACUAGUCCUAGUUUGCUAGAUAUGAAAAAUAACAAGAUAGCAAAUCGCGCCAAGGUUUAUGAAUUCUUACAGAGUAUUGGUAUUGUCCCUGAUGAGCUUGAUGGGUUAGAACUUCCUGUCACGGUUGAGGUCAUGAGGGAACGUGUGGAUUUCCUCCAUCAAUUAGGUCUUACUAUCGAAGACAUUAACAACUAUCCUCUUGUUCUUGGCUGCAGUGUGAAAAAGAACAUGAUUCCUGUCCUUGACUAUCUUGGCAAAUUGGGUGUUAGGAAAUCCUCUUUCACAGAGUUCUUGAGAAGAUACCCACAAGUGCUUCAUGCUAGUGUCGUUGUAGACCUUGCUCCAGUGGUCAAGUAUCUUCAAGGGAUGGAUAUUAAACCAAAUGAUAUUCCUCGGGUGCUUGAGAAAUACCCAGAAGUUAUGGGGUUCAAGCUUGAAGGAACCAUGAGCACAUCAGUGGCUUAUUUGGUUGGAAUUGGAGUGGCAAGGAGAGAAAUUGGAGGUAUUUUAACUAGAUACCCUGAGAUUUUGGGUAUGCGAGUUGGCCGAGUAAUCAAGCCUUUUGUUGAGUAUCUUGAAAGUUUGGGUAUUCCUAGACUAGCUGUAGCUAGACUGAUAGAAAAACGGCCAUACAUCCUUGGGUUUGAAUUACAGGAGAGGGUUAUACCAAAUGUCGAAACCCUUCUGAAGUUUAAUGUAAGUAAAGCCACACUUCCGUCUGUGGUAGCACAAUAUCCUGAGAUUAUAGGUCUUGACCUGGAGCCGAAGCUUCUUCGGCAACAGAGUUUGCUUCAUUCAGUUAUUGAGUUGGGUCCUGAGGAGUUUGCUAGAGUUGUGGAGAAGAUGCCACAAGUCAUUAGCCUUAGUAGAAUACCUAUUGUGAAACAUGUGGACUUCCUGAAGGAAUGUGGUUUCUCCAUGCAACAAGUGAGGGAGAUGGUUGUGAGAUGUCCCCAUGUGCUUGCUUUGAAUAUUGACAUUAUGAAACUUUGCUUUGAUUACUUCAAAAUGGAGAUGAAAAGGCCUUUGGAUGAUUUGGUUAUUUUUCCAGCAUUCUUCACAUAUGGUCUCGAGUCUACUAUAAAGCCAAGACAUAAAAUAGUUGCCAAGAAGGAGUUGAAAUGUUCACUAUCAUGGCUUCUUAACUGUUCAGAUGACAAGUUUGAGCAAAGAAUGGACUAUGAGACCAUUGACAUGGAGGAGAUGGAAAUGCCAUCAUUUGACAUGAAUAAUUUCAUGGAACCUAGGAGUGAUGAGACUGAUUCCGAAUAUGAGGAUGACAGUGAAGAUGAGGACAUCUAGUCAAUGGGUCAAGUUUAAACAGUGGUCUGCUCUGGAGAAUCUUGGAUUUGUGAAAUUGGAUCUUCAUAUAUAGUAGGUGUAAUUUUAGAGCUGGACCUUGGUGGAAUCACAUUAUUUCUGUAUUUCUUCAAAUGGUGCACGGAGAAAAGACCAGUGAAGAUUGAGAAUACACCCUCUGCUUUAGGUGGGCACUAGAUAUUCAGGUUUUGUAAGUAAAUAUGAAGGAAUCUGAUAGGUACAAAUAGACGCCAUAAUAUGAGCCAACCUUUAUUUUUCUA